Molecule: messenger RNA, 2516 nt
Organism: Ornithodoros turicata
Lineage: Eukaryota; Metazoa; Arthropoda; Arachnida; Ixodida; Argasidae
Exons: 10
Coding region: 133-2052 (639 amino acids)
Biological process (GO): nuclear migration along microtubule
Cellular component (GO): nuclear membrane
Molecular function (GO): actin filament binding; lamin binding
Source: RefSeq, a predicted model, not a curated record
CGCGUUCAGGAAAUAACUUCAAGGGCGUUAGCAGUCUUUCUUGGCGCGCCAGUUUUACAUGAUCAAUUUUUUUCCAGUUUUUCUGCAUUACCGCACACCUUUCGUCCGCUUCUUUGUUGGUUGUCGUCUGCUAUGCUCAUUAUAGUGGCGGCCAUCGCGACAGUAAGCGUACCUCUUCUUUUAGUGACAUAUAAUAAAGUAAGACCCUACUUCUCUGUGACUGUGAAAUGUUGGUUUUGUGGAAAGAAAACUGUUGUUCCUUACGGAAAUAUCAAUUGUUGGGAUUGUCCAGAAUGCGAACAGUACAACGGAUUUCAAGAGGACGGCGAUUACAACAAACCAAUUCCCUCUCAAUAUGACGAGAGCCUCAACUUUGCCUGCGCUGGAGGCCACUACGACAGCUGCUCCGACGGACUACACCUGGAGUCGGAAAAUGGACUCUGCCCUACCUGCAAUUACAAUCAGCUGGUUAAAAUCCGACUGCUUGCAAACUUCGAGCCUCUCAAAGAAGAAAACUACGAGAGCGAAGUGGACGCGUACAAGACACAUCUAGAACGUGUGUACGGAAUGUGCCACGAAUGCAGCUUAUACGUGCAGCGGAGGUUGACCGAACAGGACUCCUUCCUGUGGCCUCAGCUGCGGAACUUCUGGCUCGCUUCGGGAAGCCUUCUACAGACUCAUAGCACGAGAGGUCGCCUGGGAUUUAGCUUGAUGCUAAUGACCGGGUGCCUGAGUUCCUUUGUAGCAUCGUUGUUGCUCCUGGGACUGUUUCAGAAGAUACACCUCGCGAUCGUCUCCCCGUUCUUGAUGAAAGUGUCCGGUACCGCGCUCUCGCUCGGCUCAGUGCUGCUCGCUGGCAGAGAGCAGUUUGGCCCCGUGGACCUUUUGCUCUGCUGGUUCUGGUUCAUUUCUCACCUCCUGAGCCUUCCCUGCAUAUCAACAGCCAUGGAGUUGGAACAGAUGCGGAGGCUCCAGGCACUAGUGAUCGGAGCUGCCGCCCUCUUUGCAGUCGCCCGUGUAGUCCUGUGUGCACUGCGGUUGAAGCGCGGAAGAAUUUCGGAAGUUAGAAAACUCACGACAAGCACUAGAAUGACAAGUCAACCUGUCCUUGGGGAGAAGUUCGGUCUCAACCAAGCUGCUGAUUCAAAGUCAGUCAGCAGUAGAAAUUGUACAGAGUCAGCCAUGUCGUGUAAACAAACAGAGAGGACAGAAAAGAAAUCGACGCUGCACGAGAUGAUGGGAGGAUUUCACAUAUCGCCAGAAUCUGCUAAACAUUCUAGUCACCGCUCUGAUGUCAGCGGUCGGUCGUACCUAUCCAGCCGGACGAGUGUCGAAAAGGACGAGGGGGCGCCGUUGCUGUGGCCCCCUAAACUCUCUCGACUCUCUUCAUCUUCAACCAAGGAGUCCUGGAUGGUUGGAGGAGCAUGGGUCGUGGGCGGAGGACUGUCGGGGGGCACGCCACAGAUCAACUGGGGCGUGAAGCAGGCGUACGGCGUUCUUACACCACCCCCUUCACAGACCGGUUCGACAGCCAGUUUCCACACUGCUUUACCAUCGAGGAAAACCACAUUUGAAAGCUUCCAGUCGUUUGGAAACCCCGAACACGCGGGAAACGUCUGGCUCAACCUGAAGAGCCGGGCAGAACCCCAGAACUUCUACUCGGCGACGAAAAACAAGCCGUUCCUCGGAUUCGGACACUCUGCCUUCACCGCGGUCCCUCAGCGGAGAAGUGGAUGGUGUUCACGUUCCACACCGGACGACCAGCGUCAGAUAGCUUCCGGUGCCUCAGCGCAGCUACGCUCUUCGCCUCAUCAGCGGAGCUACGCUCAUUCGUCAGUGAGUCAGGAUACCUGUGGCGAGCGGUCGAGGGCAGUAUCUUCGGUGACUUUGGGUCGUCAAGGUUCUCCCAGCAACAAGUCCAGAAGAUUUUUAUGGCAAAACUUGUUCAUGUCGUUCAGUGUCGUCACCAAUAUUUUAUUGUUCACAUACUUCAUGAUCGAGCCCACAACUUGGCCAGCUUGGUUAUGGCAGUUUCUCGACAAGUUUUUCUAAAUGUAAAAUGCCAGUUUUGUUUUCUCUUUUAAUUCUGCGAUACUUGAUUACCUCAAUCUGCCCACCAUGACAGUAGUGAACGGAACAGUAUCUCGGUGGAAUUGUACGAAAGACGCCAUGCAUCCACCACCAUGCACGGCAUUAAACACUGCCAUCUUGUUGAAGAGAUAGUUGAAGGAUAAGACUGUGUGUUGAUAAGAAAAACGAGAAAAUGUAUCUAUUAUGUUAUGUACAUAGUUGUGUUUUCUGUUCAGUUUCAUUCAGAGUGUACAUUUGGAAGGGUUAGGGCUGUUUUUGGAGGAAGCAUACAACAAUUUUGUUUGUGAUAUAGCGUGUAAGAGAUAUUUUACUCUCGUGAAAAGUACACUGCCUCAAUUUUAUAUUACGAUGGAUCGACGAUGAUAAUUGCAACAAAUAUGGGAUGUGAUUUUAUUGAAUGUCAAAUAAAUCUUAACGCAAGUUUU